UCCGAUCCAGGCAGUCUCCCCCAAAUCCUCCUCCUUCUACACGCGAUUUCUAGGGUUAGUGAUUGCAGCGGCAAUAGGGGCGGCGGCCGUGAGGACGAGACCCACGACGAGGAGGGUGGCGCGCACAGAGGCAACGGCAUGGGAGGCGGCCUCGGGUUCGUGAAGUGCGCUGGUAGGGGAGGCCAUGGGUACUCGAAGUAGUGGGUCUUCUUCAAGUGCCCAGAGGAGAAGGUCCGACCUUCCCCUGAUAAAGUGCCCUUGCUGCUGCGUGAAGAACAUCGUGGAGCUCACUGCAACGACAGAUGCUAAUCGCGGGCGCAUUUUUUUCACAUGUCCUGACCACGAGAAGGAUGGUUCUGGAUGCAAUUUCUGGUACAGGAAAGAAGGGUAUGUGAAGUAUCUUGAGAGGAAAGGCUACAUUGCUGACAAGGAGCUAAGAGAUGUGAAGCACAUGUCAGAGAGGAAGAAGGCUGUGAACAAUGAAGAUGGUGGGGAAGAUGAAGUGAAGAAGCUAAUGUUAUCUCUAGUUUCCAUUGGGUUGGAGAUAGUUCAGAUCUUGAAGGGCAUGCUAGUUGGUUUUAUUUUACUUGUUGUUGCUUUAGUGUGUUUGGUGCUUGCUGUAUGGCUGAAAUAAGAUGAUGAUUAUGGGUGGAUUAUGUAGUAGUUGUCAGUUGAGGAUUAUGCAGUUUUAACAUGUAAUGGCAAUGGCCAUAAUUCACUCUAGAAUCAAUGGCCAUAAGUGUAUGCAGUUUAUAUA
Molecule: messenger RNA, 757 nt
Organism: Oryza sativa Japonica Group (Japanese rice)
Lineage: Eukaryota; Viridiplantae; Streptophyta; Magnoliopsida; Poales; Poaceae
Source: RefSeq, a predicted model, not a curated record